Messenger RNA from Magallana angulata, 4268 nucleotides. RefSeq names its product protein diaphanous homolog 1-like. Gene Ontology annotation, molecular function: microtubule binding; small GTPase binding; actin binding. Bases 97 to 3774 code for a protein of 1225 amino acids. The record is from RefSeq and is a predicted model, not a curated record. The transcript is spliced from 27 exons. Lineage: Eukaryota; Metazoa; Mollusca; Bivalvia; Ostreida; Ostreidae. Gene Ontology annotation, cellular component: cytoplasm; actin filament. Gene Ontology annotation, biological process: actin filament polymerization; actin cytoskeleton organization.
GUCUGAGUAUAAUAUCCUGUAUAAUUCUUUGAGGUAAAAAAUUACCUUGUGACUUAAUUUAGAUGAACAACUAAAGAAUACAGUGAUAUUUUUAUCAUGGAUAAAGACAGAAAAGGAAAAGAUAGGAAGAGCACAAGUUUUUUUCAUCGUCCAAAGAAGAAAGAUGAAAAAGAUAAAAAAGCUAGCACUCUUCCUGGGUUGUCAGAAGGAAUUGCUGGAAUGGCCAUGGAAAGUAUGUCUCAGUGGGAGGUCAAUGAAAAGUUUGAGAUAAUGCUGGACAACCUGAAUUUGACUGAGGAGAAGAAGAAGCCCUUAAGGCAGAAAGGCAUGGAAGAGAAAAAGGCCAUGUUGAGAAUGCAGUUGAAUGCUGACAAAAUUGAGGUGGGAUCAGAUCAUCCUGCAGCAUUUCUUGAAAAGUUGAACAAUCCAGAGUUACAGGGAGAAGAGAGACUAGAGAUAUUUAAGUCUCUGAAGGUUUUACUGACAAGUAAACCAGUCAGCUGGGUGAAAGAAUUUGGUGAAGAUGGUUUGAAUAUGCUGUUGAAACAUCUUGUUCAUUGCUGCAACAGAACAAAGGAAACCAUGAGGAAAGAAGAGAGGCAAAGUAGACUGGAAUGUGUGAAGUGCAUAAAAGCUUUCAUGAACAAUACUUUUGGCCUGACAAAGAUGCUUGAGAGUGACGAAGGGCUCUCCAUUUUAUCCCGGUGCUUAGACCCAACUGACCCAGACACCAUGAUGUUGUGUGUCAGUAUUUUGGCUGCAGUCUGUAUCUACAACCCACCACUUGGACAUGAGAAGGUGUUGGAGGGUCUGACCAUCAGUGCUGAGAUGAAGGACAUGGAUCGUUUUGACAUGAUCAUCACUGGUCUGGGUAUGGGGAUAAAUCUUCCUCUCCAGGUCGGCUGUAUGCAGCUGGUCAAUGCCAUCAUCUGUACACCUCAGGAUCAACUAGAUUACAGGCUUCAUCUCAGAAACGAGUUCAUGAGAUGUGGGCUCCAAAACAUGAUCAAGCAUCUAGAUGAACAGGAUAAUGAAGAGCUUCAGGUACAGCUGGGAACAUUUCACGGCCAGGCGGAUUACGAUCAGGAGGAGAUAAUCCAAAGAUUCGAACUCACCAAAGUGGACAUGACAGAUGCUGAUCAUUGCUUUGAAAUGCUGAAGCAGAUGAAUUCUGCGGACAAGGAGAAUGAGCGAUGCUUCCUGUCCAUCCUUCAGCACCUGCUCUGUGUGAGAGAUGACUUCUUUGUCAGGACUGAGUAUUAUCGACUGAUAGAGGAAUGUCUGACCCAGAUCGUUCUACACAAAGACGGAGUAGACCCCGACUUCAAGAAGACUAAAAGAUUCGACAUCAAAACGGAGAAGUUCAUAGAUGAGCUUGGAGAAAGAAGGAAGGAGAUUACAGAGCUAGAGAAGAGGGUGUCACAGCUGGAACCAAGUGCAGAGAACCUUCCCAAAGUUCAGGCCCAGCUAGACUUAGCCAUGAUAGCCAAGCAGGAGAUAGAGUCAAAGGCCCAGAUCAUGGAGGAACAAUACAUGACGAAGGUCAAUGAAGCUGAUGAAAAGAAAGAGCAGUUGGAGAACAAGCUCAAGGAACUGGAUGCUGAGAUGAACUCCAAGCUAAUGGAAGUCAAGGAGCAGAAGGAAAAGAUUGAGGAAGACUUCCUCAAUAUGAGGGUGAACAAAGAUAAGGAAAUUGCUAAACUGAAGGAACAGGUUAAAAGUCGGCCAGCCAUUGUAGAUAUGGACAUUGCACGACCAAUGAAUGUCAAGGCAUCGACUCCAACCCCGCCCACUCAAGUCAAAAAUGCAUCAGUACAGACCACAGAGGAACUCCUUCCAGUAGCACAGCCAUCACAGCCCACACAAACACCAGCCCCUCCCUCUGGUGCCCCAGCCCCUCCUCCUGCCCCACCCCCACCUCCACUUCCACCAGGGGUAACAAUUCCUGCCCCUCCCCCUGCUCCUCCACUGCCUCCAGGUACCCCAGCCCCUCCUCCAGCACCUGCCCCACCUCCUGCUCCCCCUCUCCCUGGUGGUGUAGCACCUCCCCCAGCCCCUCCCCCUCCUCCCCCAAUACCUGGUGCUCCAGCACCUCCCCCAGCCCCUCCACCUCCAUUUGGUGCCCCAGUUCCUCCCCCUCCACCCCCACCCCCUGGUGGUGCCCCAAUUCCUCCACCACCUCCUCCCUUACCAGGUGGUAUACCCCCACCACCCCCUCCUCCUGGUGGUGCCCCUCCCCCACCACCUCCCCCAGGUGCCCCUGGGUUUGCACCAGGUCCACCUAAACCUGUUGUACCUCAGUUGCCCUAUGGAAUGAAGCCAAAGAAGAAGUAUGAAGUUAAGGAGCAAACAAAACGUAUCAAUUGGGAAAAGAUACCAACUAAUAAACUCAAGGAAGACUCAUUUUGGGUCAAAGCAGAAGAGGCCAGGUUUGAAGAUGACUUCAUAUUUCAGUCAUUAGUGGAGAACUUCAGUGUCAAAAAGCCUGUGAAAAAGGAUGCUCAAGUUGAGGUAGCAAAUGAAAAGAAAGGUAAAAAGGUCAAGGAUCUCCGAGUGCUGGAUCCCAAAUCUGCCAUGAAUCUCUCUAUGUUGCUAGGAUCUCUGAAGACUCCGUACAAGGAAAUUCGUCGUAGAAUCCUGGAGGUGGACGCCGAACACCUGACCACGGGAAUGCUGGAACAACUCAUCAAGUACCUACCCGAGCCCGAGCAGAUCAAGGAGCUGGGCGCACUCAAGGAGGAGUACGAUGAUCUCGCCGAGGCUGAGCAGUUCAUUGCCACGAUCUCAGAUAUCAAGAGAAUCAAGCCGCGUCUGCAGUCCAUACUUUUCAAGAUGACAUUUAGUGAAGUGGUGGAUGGCAUCAAGCCGGAUUUGAUGGCAGCAACUGUAGCCUUGGAAGAAAUCAAGACCAACACAAAGUUUGCACGUAUUCUGGAACUCAUUUUGCUGGUUGGAAAUUAUCUGAACUCAGGCUCCAGGAAUGCACAGUCUUUGGGAUUUGACAUCAGUUUCCUUAGCAAGCUGAAGAAUACAAAAACACAGGACAACAAGUCGACGUUAGUACACUUUCUGGUUAGUAUAAUCGAGGAGAAAUAUCCGGAUCUGGUGCAGUUCCAGGACGACUUUACUUACCUGGAAAAAGCCUCCAAAGUUUCGGAUGAGUCGAUUCAGGGAAACUUCCGUUCCAUCGAAAAAUCUCUGAAGCAGGUGAAAGGUGAUUUGGAAAACUGUAAGAAGUCCUCAAUGGAAGGAGACAAGUUCCCAGAAGUCAUGGAGAGUUUUAUAGGUGAUGCUAAAGGCCAGUUUGAAGUACUGAACAAUAUGUACAAUAAGAUGAAUAGUCUGUUUGAAGAUAUGAGCAAAUACUAUUGUUUUGACAAGAAGAAAUACAACAUGGAGGAUUUCUUUGGCGACAUCAAAAUAUUUCAAGACAGCUUUAAGCAAGCCCUCAAGGAUAAUGCUAAACAAAGAGAGACCAAUGCUAGAUUACAACGUGCUAAAGAAGCCAAAGAGCGUGCUCAAAAAGAGAAGGAAGAGAGAAUGGCAGCUCGCAAAGAGGAUGAAAUCCAGGGCAAGAGAAUUCCAACACGAGGACUUGGCCCAAAGGAUGAUGAUUUGAAGGGUGCAAUGGACAAUCUGCUUGAUGCACUGAAGACAGGAUCAGCAUUCAACACGGCCCGCAGGAAGAGAAAUCCAAGACCUCAUGGUGAUGGAGAAGUGAAAGGAAUGAGGAAGAAACCAAUAGAUAUUAUGGCCAUGCAGGAAGAUUGCUGAAUAAUCCAGGGAGAUUUGGUGGAGAAACCCUUCCACAGCAAAUAUCAACAUGCAAAACAUACCUCUUUUAAUGGAAAAGUGGACCAGUCUUUAAUUUUUUUGCGUCUUCCGAUCGGAUAUCCUUUACUAGAUUUAACUAGAUUUUAUUUUUUGAUAUAUGUAUAUUAAAACUAUUUAACUUUUUUUUUUUUUUUUUAGGAAAUUUGGAUGAUGUAGAUAUAUAAAUAGAUGUACAUGUAUUUGUUUUUAUACUCUAGCAAGCAUAGUUUUACUUUUCUUAGCACCUGUAUAUUUUGAUUACAUGGAGUGCACAUCCAGAUAAGAGAUGUUUUUCAAGUCAAGAUUUAUUGAUUGUAUACAAUUAAAUGCUAAGUCUAUCCUUUUCUCUUCUGCAGCAACCUUUAAUACACUAAUUAAGAGAGAUAUUUAGCUCUCACUAGGUGAGAAUCUUUCAAAACUUACAUGUUAUUCUAAAAUCUGUUUAGUAAUUUUUA